Pseudogymnoascus destructans is the source of this 551-nucleotide messenger RNA. RefSeq lists its product as uncharacterized. The transcript has 2 exons. The coding region runs from base 12 to 410 and encodes 132 amino acids. Lineage: Eukaryota; Fungi; Ascomycota; Leotiomycetes; Thelebolales; Thelebolaceae. The record is from RefSeq and is a predicted model, not a curated record.
AGCUCGACAUAAUGUCUGUUAAGGAUAGCGACGUAUCGGGUGUCAAGAAAGGUGCAUGGCAAUUUGCCAAAGCAUGGGGCAACUCCCCUCUUCCUCCAAUGGGACUAGCUACGCUCGUCACUGCUGUCCAUGCUCGGCCAUUCCAGGCCCUACCUAUGACUGUACCUGCAGUUCUACUUUUCUCCACCUACCUGAAUCUCAAUGAUUAUGCCAAAGAUGCGGCCGGUAUUACUGCUGCAUGGUCCGGGCUUUAUCUCGUGCUCGCCAACAGGAGGAAGUCGGCCAGGUUUAUCUCUCGAUUCGGAGCAAGGGGCCUUGUUAGGGGGAGCGCCAUGGGAGUUGCGGCAGUCAAUCUAGCUGCCUGUGGAGUAACUUAUGCAUUAGGUCGGGAUGCAAAGGAGGAGGAAUAGAGGCACCAGCACUUGUAUAUUAUGUAUUAUAGGUGUAAUGACGAAAUCAAACAAUGGCGUGGCUCUAGCAAGCAAAUCAUCAAAGUCGCAUGUAUAAAGCAGAUCAUGGGAGUCAUCGACUGGUCUGGGGCAUAGGAGGGU